AUGCAGCUGUCCAGCGCCCAGAGAUCGUGCGUGGCGCGCGGGCAGGCCUCUAGGCGCCCGCGUGCGGUCUCGGUCGCGGCAGCUAAGACGCGUAGCAAGGUCGGAUUCAGGUAUGACCCGGCAAACUUGCGCUGGGUGCGCGAUGACCGCCUGGCUGACCUGUCGGUUGACGACUCAAAGACUGUCAUCCAGCCCAAGACAGGCGCGGCAUACCAGGCCUGGCCGGUGGUGCACACCGUUCUGAACGACGCCGGUCUCAAAACCGUCAGCUGUGAGGAGGCUGCCAAGCUGUCGAAGCAGGGCUGGACCCUGAUAGACGUGCGGCUGGCGGGCGACUUUGAGAAGUGGCACGCGGAGGGCGCGGUCAACGUGCCGCUCUACCGCUACGUCGAGGGGCAGGGCCCAUGGGACAACCUGAAGCGGCUGGCCAUGUUUGCCUUCGCCAUGAAGGCCACAGAGCGCAACCCCGACUUCAUAAGCGAGUUGAAUAAAACGGUCAAGAAGAAUUCCAAGAUCCUGGUGAUGUGCGCGAUCGGCGGCACCCUGGACACGCUGGUGUCGUACCGCCGGGAGAAAAAGCUGUACAACGAUCCCGAGAGGCAGUUUGGACGCGAGAGCCGGUCUCUCAAGGCGGUGUAUGAGAUGCUGGAGAGCGGCUGGAGCGUCAACAACAUCCGCCACGUCGACGGCGGCUUCCAGCAGUGGCGUUUCCAGGGCCUGCCCACAAACGACGACGAAGAGUAG
Messenger RNA from Monoraphidium neglectum, 744 nucleotides. RefSeq lists its product as hypothetical. Gene Ontology annotation, cellular component: chloroplast. Bases 1 to 744 code for a protein of 247 amino acids. The record is from RefSeq and is a predicted model, not a curated record. The transcript has 7 exons. Lineage: Eukaryota; Viridiplantae; Chlorophyta; Chlorophyceae; Sphaeropleales; Selenastraceae.